UAUAUGCACACACGAUGGCUGGGUGACAGUGGUGUUUAGUAAGAUGUGACCUAUAUUUAGUAAAACGACCGAAAUAGUACAAAAUAAUUAUUAGAAUUUAUUUAAAUUAAAAAUGUUACAAAGAGUUGCAAUUUUAGGAGUAACAUAUUAUUUGCAAUUUACAGGUGCAGCGUCUGCUGAAUGUCGUGAUUUAAAUGGACGUAGAAUAGCUCAAGGUAUUCAUUACGUACCUGGACCAGACGCUUGUACACUUUGUGUUUGUGAUAGCGGUAAUCCGAAAUGGUGCAAAGCGGUUUUAUGUUCACCUCCUCAAAAUUGCAAAUCAUUUCGUGUUGGAAAUACCUGUUGCGAAUUUAUAUGUUUAGAUGACACAUUAUCUAAAUCGGAUGGUGUAUUAGAUUUAGAUGGGAACACUGAUAUUGGUUUACGUUUAGUAGCUAGCGCUGUAACAGCAGUAUUAUCACUUUCAUUAUUAUUUUUUCUUAUACAUCGACUUCGUCAACGAAAAAUUCGAGGACGUCAAAAUAGACAAUUAAGUGAAGAUGAACGAAGUUUAGGAAGUAUUGGCUACAUUGCUGGUAGUAUUGGGUAUUUACAAGGUAGUAUGGGAUAUUUAGGUAAUGGAAGUAAUGAUAUGGAAUUUCAUUAUGAAGAACCACCGUCCCAUUAUCCAUUAUGGAAGCCACCUGGAAAUUAUUUUCCACGUGGUGAAGCACCACCUCCGUAUGAAGAAGCUGUUGCUGCAGCUCGUGCUGAAGCAUCACUUAUAGUAAACAGUACAACAAAUCCAUCAGCACAGUAUCCAAACACUACCACAUGUAGUGUUGUACCAUCGUCAUGUCCAACUACAACCAUGGUACAAACUGUACAAACAUGUUCAGUGACUCCAGUUACUGCCAUCAUCAGAACAAAUAGUAACAAUAAUGUAGCUGUUACAAACCGUACCGACGUAUCCACGAAUACUACAUCACGAGGAGCGGAAAAUCUACGGAUUGUUAAUAGUAUACGUACAGCCGAAUUAUCAAAUAAUGAAACCGCAUCAUUAUCGUCGAAUCAACAACCAAAAGUUCAAACGAUUGAACAACCAAAAAUUACAUCUGUUUUACGUACAAGCGAAUCAUUGUCAAAUCGACAAACAAGAUACGAACGUAAUGUACCAUCAUCUUCAUCGAAUAUGAUUUCACAUACAAAUUCACAUCGAACAAUACCCAAGAAUUUGGCAACAAAUCCAAGCUUAUGUGCGGCUACCGAACCAUUAUUAUCCAGUAUUUCACGUCGUGAUAAUCAUACGGAAAUUACACCUAGUAUUGAAUUCAAAUCAUUACCAAAACGUUCAUCGAAAGAAAAAGUUUGUGAAUUAACGAAAACCUCAACAAGACCAGAUAUUUACUACGAAGACAUCACGCCACAACAAAAUCCACGUGACAUCAUUUACACCGGCAAUUCUGAUAUGUAUAUGAAUAGGCAUCGAACAAUACCACGACAUUUAAGCUCAACUGGUCUAGGAAACAAUGGAGGUGGAAGUAGUACCACAAACAGCAACAAUUCUAGUUGUAACAAAACACAUUCCACAUACAAUAUUUCAAUCAGUAAUAAAGACAACAAAUCAAGCGUACCUGUAACAACACGACCAAACUCAAUACAUUACCCUGCCACAUCUGUCAUAUCAUUGCCAACAUCACCGGUGCCACCACCUGGUGUUUUUGGAAAUAAUACUACUCCAGUAGUACCUUCACCAUCAGAUACCAAAGACAAAGUAAAAACUACAACAUUAGUAUCACCACCUAAAUCCACAUCUACGAAUGCUAUUAAUAAUACAUCAUCUUCGCAACAACAAGUACAAAAAGAACCAUCGCAAGAGAUUGAAAGUAGUUUGGAUGGAUCGUAUCAAUGCUUACAUCAAAAUUUCGAUGAUGAAGAUUAUCGUAGCGAAUGUGAAAAUUGUAAAUCAGCUCAUGGUUCACGUUAUUAUCUAGCUGAGGAUGAUGAAGAUGAAUUAUCGAGUCCAAAUGAAACAAUGACUUUACAAAGACGUCCAAUUGAAUCACAAACUGAUACACUUGGUCAUGGUCCAACAUAUUAUAGAACUUCGCUUACAUUACCGACGAAUACUAAAAAACUCAGAUCAACAUCAAUGCAUGGAACUCCUUCUAAUCAUGGUGCACGUGAAGCAUGGUUCAGUAGUAUGCCAGAAUCAACUAGUUCCGAAGAAGAUUAAUUACAUUAAUGGGAAUAAAGUGAAGUACAGUGCGCACAAAUAUUAACACUACUGAAUGUAAGAUACAAUUUUCUUAUCGUAAAUAACUUUUCUCAUAAUUUUUAAAAAUUUUAUUGCAAGCACUGUUUAACAACCAAAGUAUAAAUUAAAAUUUUUUAAUUUUAAUUAAUGACUGGCAAAUUUUCUUCCCGAAGAAAACAACAAAAAUAAUAAACAUAAUUUGAAUUAAUAUUUUGAAGAAUUACAAGUGCUUAAACUGGUUAUGAAAACUUAUGGGGUUUCUAACUUACAUUUUAUGAGAGGGAUAGAUAAUAUCACAUGGAGAAACAAACUUUCCGGAAGCAAGUCCCGGAAAUUUUUAAAUAAAAGAAAGUUUUCAUUCAAUUUUCAAGAUUUUUUUCAAUGCCGUCAAAAUUGAACCCCAAUAAACCGUAACAUACUUUUUCAAUUUAUUGUCACACAUAUACUAUAUUUUUAGUUGGUUCAUUUGUGACUUAAUAUCAUUUCAAAUAGGUAUUUUAAG
This is a messenger RNA of Chrysoperla carnea, 2741 nucleotides long. Its product is annotated as flocculation protein FLO11-like. The transcript is spliced from 5 exons. The record is from RefSeq and is a predicted model, not a curated record. The coding region runs from base 113 to 2218 and encodes 701 amino acids. Gene Ontology annotation, cellular component: membrane. Lineage: Eukaryota; Metazoa; Arthropoda; Insecta; Neuroptera; Chrysopidae.